UCUUAUCAACGAGAGAGCGGGUACUGUGUGCUGCCAUCUGUUGGCUUACCUGCCGGCGCCUUGUAUCCUGCAUCUGAUUGGCUGAAAGGUUAGGGGGCGGGGUUUUAGCCAUAACUCUGUACUACAGUUCUGUACAGCGGUAAACCAGUGCGUGCGCGCGUGUGUGUGUGCGCGCGUGUGCGCGUGUGUAUUAGGAGUUUAUGACGUUAUUUAGUGCGUUAGUGUGACUCUUUACACGGAGCUGGGUGUACUGUAGGUGGAAGUACAGACGCUGAGGAGUCGCUUCUUUCCCAACAGUGUGGCGCCUUUACUGAAGGUGCAGGUGGCGCUCGAUUCUUCAUCGCUUCUCAUGUGCAGUGCCGAUGCGUGACUCCUCGCCAUGCGACUCUGUGUCAGGAUCAUCACUCAGCAUGAACAGUGCAGGCAGCUGUGACAGCGUGAUCAGCAUCAACUCGGGCUAUAGUGACGACAGUAUGGAGCAUCUUUCUGCUGAGGAGCGCGCAUGUCUCAUGUUCCUGGAGGAAACCAUUGAGUCUCUGGAGGUGGAGAACGACAGUGGCAUUUCAAAUGAUGAACCAGACCACCAGUCUUGCAAUCUGACAUAUAAGAUGGCUCACCUUAGCUCUAUUAGCCAAGUUAAUCCAAAGGAGCUAUCGGUCCAUGACAAUCCCAAUAAAGUUUUGGGAAAAGACCAUAAACCCCACAAAUUGCUAGUUCCGACUCCACUAGUUUUAGCCAACGGUAAUGCCAAAUUACUGAAAAAAACUGAUUUCUCUACGUCUGCACCAAAACCAGCUGUACUAGUUAAAACACCUAAAACCGCUUCAUUAAACUCUCACCAGUCUUCAGCGUUAAUGACUUCUGCAAGUGGAAUUACUAUAUCAGCUCCAAAUCCUGGGAGACACGAACCCAAUUCUUACGCAUCCAGCAAGCUGACUGAUUUGCCACCUUCUUUUAUACCUGAGCCUCCAGUCAAACCUGACUCUUCAAAUGGUGCUCUAGCCAAAGACCACCCUCCUAAGAGUAAUCUCGAUCCAAGGUCAGAUCAAAAUCAAAAGAGUGUUUCAUCCAAAACGCAGAUGGAGCUGCUUCCUCCUCCUUCAGACUUUAUGGAUGCGCCAGUACUCCUUCCACCAGUACACACUCCACCAGCAGGACAAAGCCAAGCCCAAACCUCAACUCAACUUUCCUCAAAGCUUGCAUCCCAAUUCCCAUCACAGCCAAGUCAAAGUGAAAGCAUGCCAAUCGCCCCUCCUCCGGGUUUUGACGGACAUAUCGAAACAAACAAGCCUCUAACAGCACUGUCUCCAAAUGAACUAGACAAGUUGCGCAAAAAAGCUUCAAUGAAGAAAGCCCCUGAAAAAGUACCAGUAGUUCUGGUAAAACCUGGCCAUAAUGUGUCAGACCAGGCAAAUUCUCCAACCUUUGAUCCAGAUACCAGUUCAGUUACAGCAGUGGAAUAUGGAGAACCUAAAAGCCCACCCAUUGUGGCACCCAAACCCAAAAAACUGCCUUCCAACAUUGUCCUAAAAAACCACAAAGAUGCCACACCAGGUCAUUCCUUUGUUUCACCAGGUGAUUGUAUGAUGAUCAACAAGCAGAAGGUUCACCUGGAAGCUCUGAAGAAACUAGGCUUGCUGAAGAGUGAUGAGAUCAACUCAGGCCUCUGCACCAGUCCACCACUCAAGGCCUCUCCACAGACUUCCUUUAACAAGAGCACUUCUGCAGCAUCACCUUCUGCAGAACCUACUGCUGAUUCUGUCCUUGUGCAUGCCGAGCACCAUGCAGUAGUUGAGGCACAAGGCAAAACGCAGUUUUCAUUUUUACCCGUACACCCUGAAAAAGGAGAAAAAGAAAAUCUGUUGAUCACAAGGUCACAGAGUCCAAAACCCUUUGAAAUGAAAUCAGCAUCCACGGAGCGAUCGGGCGUAGGACUGAAAAGCCUUGCACUCGAGAACCCCUCACAGUCAACAAGCCAGGAAGAGAGUCCCGAAAAUUUGGCACUUCCACUUCUGCAAAAUAACAGACCUCGAUGUGCUUCUGAGGGAAACUGGAAAGACUUUAGUCAUGACCAGAUAUCUUCUGGAUCAAACAGAGAACCAGAGCUCAGGAGAUCUCUUCACAUCCCUGCUCCAUCACUGGCACAACCAAAGAUUGAGUCCUCGAAGUCUCUUCGGUCACAUGGCAUCAGCGUGGUCAUCUCCCCACAGAGUAAAAACAGCGAGGACCGCAAGCAGGCUCUGAUGAGGUUGGGACUGAUCAAAGACUAAGCUUUAAAAAUGCUUUCGAAACAGACUGUAUAUUUGACUUCUGGGUCAAUAUUACUUUCCAAAAUAAGAAUGCUCAUCCAAGACCAGUAUAUAUCUUUUACUUUCUAAUCUUUAGACUGGAAUGGGGAGGCUAUGGUGUAGCACUUUUACUCUAGACAGGUUUCCAGCCUUGGUCCAGGAGAGCCCUCUGUCCUCUUUGAAUUCUUGAAUGUUCUGGACGUGUUGGAUUUUUUUUUUUUUUUUUUUUUUUUUUGCUUUGGUGGAUAUGUGUUAAUAUUUAGCAAGUAUAGAAGUUAAUUGUGGAUGAAUUGUGAUUCUACUAGUGUGCCUGCUGCUACAUUAUUUCUAGUUGAAAUAAUGUUAAUUCAUUAGUUGAAGUAUCUGUUUGGAAAUUGAAGGAUAAUUACAAAUGUCUAUACUAAAAUGCUUAGUAGUAGGUGUUUCCAUUAGUAGACAGCCCUUACACUCAUAGUGAGCAAGUUACCCUGCUGUUUUUUUUUUCUUUCUUAGAGAGGUCUUCAUUAUUGAAAACAAGGACUAGAGUGCAUUUGACACCAAUGCUCAGUCGGAACAUUGCUUAGCAAUGAUAUUCAAACUGUUCUUAAUUGUCCUACAAGCCUUGUUUCAAGGAUGCACUUAUUCUCUUUUGAACAGCACUUUAUUAUGCAUGCAUGAAAAAAAUCUAUGAAUACAUUCAUUAAUAAACUUCUCAUUCUCGAUUGCAUUAUCUGUGAGCUUUAUUAUUAGUACUAAAAUGUCAGGAGCUUGAAAUCUUCAUGGUGUCUGUUCACAUACCACCAUCGGUAGGAGAGCUGAUGUAGGAUCAGUUUGUUUCCAUAAGCACAAGAGGAACCUGAUUUGAAACCAUCCACGAGUGCCAGUACAGACAAGGGCAUUAUCAGGGUGUGAUACAAUUAUCUCCAGGUUGUUCAGGCACUGACUCACACGCAAAGCCUUCGUCCUCGAAAAAAAUCUGCUGAUCCAUGUUUUUCAUUUCAACACAACUCCGGCAUACUCAGGGUUCUUUUCGUGGUUUCAGCAGGUCGCAAUCCUGGAGAAACCAGUCAGACCUGAUUCGAGGCACCAGGUCUUUAUGGUUUUAAGUCAGUGUUCUGUAACAUUACCCCUGUCUCUCACCUUGUAAUUCACGUUGCUGUUUUAACACGCAUUUAAGAUGUCCGACUUUCUAAAGACCUCAUUCAUUUUGGAAAUGUACAAUGAUGUCACACUUGAUGUUGAAACUCGACACGUAAAACCUCCCAUUUAAAGUUGUCCUUCUGCUUUUCCUUUGUAUAGAGGGAAUUGUUUUUUCUUCCUCUCACCUUUUUUGGUCUGCAGAUUUUGGGGUUUUUACAAAUCUAACACAACACUUAAAACGACUUAAAAUUUUUCUUACAUACUUGAGCAUUUUGUUAUUUGGCUCUACAAUUCAAAUAGCGAUUGACUACUGUUAGGAUUUCUGUAAAACAGUGUUGUACGCCUAAAUGGAUACCAAAUUCGAGUUAUUUAAAAGAAACUGUGAGAGCUAUUCAGUGCUACGCAGGCACACAAAAAUGAGGACUUGUACUUCUACAGCGUUGUAGUGUCCUCUAGUGGAUUUGUAAGUGUACCACUAGUGAGUCUUCUUAUUACUUGGUCCUCUAGUGCAGGGGUGUCAAACUUAAAUUCUGUCCCAAGGACUUCCAAAUUCAAAGUCUAUACAAACUGUAUACUGUAUAUAUUAUUUCAUGUUUUUUUUUGUUUGUGAAUGAAUGAAUGAAUGUAUUCCUUUGUUUUUGAUCACAUUUUAUAGGAUACCAGCUGUGAUGAGAAACAGGAUUAGCCAAUUGUGGUGAUGAUUUUUUUUUUCCUGUUUCUGUCUAAAAGCUGUUCACCAGAUAGAUACACUAUAGCUGUUGAUUUUAACCCACGUUUCAGCACUGAUCCAAAACAACGAUCCAAAACAUUCGUCCAAAUCUACACAAAACUGGCCUCAGAAUCGAGCUUUUUCAAGACGUGUGCAUCCCAGUCCACUGAACUAAACCCCGUUGAGCACCUGUGGACUGAACUGAAAAGGAGCGUCUACAAGAGACAACCUAGAACCCUGAAGGAUCUGGAGAGAUUCUGUGUCGAGGAAUCUCGGUUUCCUCACUCUGUAUCCUCAGAAGAAUCAAUGCUGUUAUGUUGACAAAGAUUUUUACAAAGGAUUAUAUCGCAGAGCCUUUCUUACAGUAAAUUUUCUUCAAUUAAAGGUUAGAAGCUUAUUUGUUAA
Messenger RNA from Ictalurus furcatus (blue catfish), 4521 nucleotides. RefSeq names its product specifically androgen-regulated gene protein. Lineage: Eukaryota; Metazoa; Chordata; Actinopteri; Siluriformes; Ictaluridae. The record is from RefSeq and is a predicted model, not a curated record. Bases 363 to 2270 code for a protein of 635 amino acids. The transcript has 4 exons.